GGUGGUUGACGCGACGCGAUGCGGCACGCGGACGCACGUGGAGCAGUCUUUGGAUCGAUAGGUAAGCUGUUGGUGUUUUGACAAAGCGGUCGAUCAACUCGCGUACGCUUCGGGUCAAUUCGAGGGCGUGUGUGUUUAAAUCGCGUUGAAUCGUUCAAGUACGGAGACAGCGCGCGACCGACUGCUAUCAUCGAUUUCCAUGUCCAUUGCUCCUCGUCUUGUCCGUCGCCGUUUAGCGCCCUUAAAAAGCCGAAUAAAAAGAAACGCGUUCGUUUCUGCGUCGGAUACGCAGGAGGUCGAGAAACGGAAAGGUGCAAGGUGAAAAGUAGAGCGACGAAAGGGAGAGAAUGUAGGGCAAAGGUGAACGAGAGGUGAACGGCACUACGGACGGCAUGGCAGCUAGCUGGAUAGGUGGUAGGAAACGGAGGCGCAUCUGCGCAGAUGUUCUUCAGAUUUAUGAGGUUCAAUAAUAAUUUGUCAGGAAUACGUGGAGGGUAAUAGACCGCUUUGUACUCGCGUCGGAACUCGCUCGACGUUUUUGGUAUAACGCUUUCGAUAUCGAUCAAACUUGCCGCUCCGCGGAAUCCUAUCGAUUCCGGCUGGCUAGCGCCGAUAUCACCGUCUCUGCUAUCUCUUCCAAUCUUUCCGUUUAUUUUGAAAAACAAAGUUUAAGCUCGAUCGAUUGGUCGUGGGUGUCUGGUCCAGCAGCGUAAACUAGGCCGUGCGUACAAUGUUUGAUCGAUCCGAGUCGAUAGGAGAGCACUGGUCGAUGUUGGUCGAUCCUGGUCCACCCUUUGCUUUUCGUAGUAGCACCGGCUCGGAGCGAUGGCUAUAUACCUAGUAGGAAAAAGGAAAAGAUAAGAAAAAAAAACCCAGAGACAUGGUAUAAAGAGACGCGGAGACGGAAUAGCCGGGGAGUAAUUUGGUAAAGCGAAACGAGCACGGAUUACGGAUACGACUUCUUGACUCGCUGGUCGAAAGAAUAAGGGUCGAAGGAGGAGGAGGGGGCAGGGUUGAGCAAAGGAGCGAAGAAGCGAGAUAACGGAAAGAGGAGGAAUACGAGCAGGGAGGAUAAGGGCAGGUAUAGGUUGCGACGGUGCUGCUAGUUUAGUAGUUUUACCCCCUUGGGGUAAAAGCGCGCAAGCGCUAGUGUUCUUUCCCGAUGCUCGCUCGCACUCGACGCCAGUAAUCCGUGAAACGCGAACGUGCAAGGUGUUGUUUUGCCCGACAGAUCACCACGGUCACGGUCGAAUAGAGGAGACAAAGUCCCGAGACGAGGGAUAGAAAGCAGAAUGAAGAGAAGAGAACGCGUACGGUUCGGCGAAAAAGGCGACGGUAUCGAGUAAAGUUUGAGCGAACGCAUUCGAAUCCUCGUUCCACCGCGUCGUUCCUUGUUCCGCGAUGCUCGAGAGGAGAAAACGGUGCGUGACGCGUUCGUAAAGGUUGUCGGCAAAAAUUCUUAGCGAUCUACGCGGCUUGUUGUGCAGAAGAGGAGGAGGAGGAGGAGGAGGAGAAGGCGGAGGAGGGAGGCACGAUAAAGGGGCGAAGAGGAAGAAGGAGGAGGAGGAGGAGGAGAAGGAGAAAGGGAAUUAUAGAAAGAAGCAUCGGGUUAUGAAAGAGAGGAUAGAGUAAGGAGGAGAUCGAGAUAGAGGGUGUGAAAGAAAGAGGAGAGGUGGCAUCGCUAGGAUCGUAUAGAAGAGCCUCGUGACGGAGGGGCUUCGUACGGCCCUGGCGCGACUGCGGCAUUGCACCCCCACAGGGGGUUCUCUGCCAAACACACCGAAUCCGCCCUCCACCCCAGAGCACAGAAACCACGGAUGUGUGGCGGAUGGUCGCGGGUCAGCCGGCCGUAAGAAGGAGGGUAACACACGGGGCAAUGGGACCGAUUCGGCGGCGAGGGCCGAGUCGCAGCAGCCGCAGUCGCAGUCACAGCCGCAUUUGCAGUCGCAGUCGCAGUCGCAGCCGCAGUCGCAGUCGCAAUCGCAAUCACAAUCCCAAUCCUCGUCGGAAUCGCAAUCGCAAUCGCAAUCGCAAUCGCAAACGCAGGUAUCGCGUGCGAACGGUAGCGGUGCAUCCCAUCGGCACAAUGGAGCGGAUAAUUCGCGGGAAACCGAUCUGUUGUCUCACGCUGCCUCCGCGCUACGAAGGCUGCACUUCAAAUCCGCCGGCGGCAGUCGAAGUUGUCGCACCGUUCCAAAGGUCGUGGUCAUGGGUUCGAGCACCGCCUCCGAAACUACCAUCAACACCAGCACCGACAGCGCCAACACGAUGCUCACAAUGGUGACGACAACGGACGGAGAGCAGCCGGACGAUAGUUUCGAUUUGAUGGACAUCCCCUCGGAGAUGUCUCCUCCCGCACCGUCCUCCACCGUUUCAACGACCGAACUCGAACCGAUUCCUCCGCCUCCUCCGUUGCCGCCACCCCCGCCACCACCACCCCAACCUCCGUCUUCGCUACCGAUCGAAUACUCGACCGACGACGAGAAGGAACUCGAGGAGAGCGUUGGAUCGGCAUCGAACGGUGCCACCUUCAAAUCCGACACCGACAACGCGCGUCUCGAUGCUCGAGCAUCUAGCAUCGCGAAUCUUCUCGACGAGACCGUCACGCUUCCGGUCGUCGACGCGAUGCCCAACGCCACCAGCCUCCUCAACGAGACCAGGGUGUCCGUUUCCGGGAGAACUCCGGCGCUUCCGGAUCUUCGAGCGGCCGAUUUCUUUAGCACACCCGUAAGAGGUUCGGUGGACGCGGGUCAACCGGAUUCGAAUUGCUCGAAUCCGAUGUUGACGUUGCUUCUGACCAGAAACCAAGAGGAUGCCAAUUCACCGAGCGACGAGACGAAACAGGGCCAAGGGAAGCCAAGCGUGAACGUAACGACGAACCCCUUGGACGUGUCGUUGAUAGGAACGCGUGCGAGCAUCGAGCGGUCCUCCGACGGUCCGGGUAGGACCGGUAACGGGAAAUCUCGAGGAAAGGCCGCAGAAUCGCAUCCCCUCGUUUCAACCAUUCAUUCAUGGGUCAGGCUCUUUUUCCCGUUUUGCGCAAUAGGGGGCAACGCGAGCGGAAAUAAGAGAUCGGCGCAAGCGGCAACGAUCGUGGUUCAACAACCGUCGCUGUCGUUGGAUGGUUCGGCCGGCGCUGCCACGAUACUGCUGCACCCGGAGCUGGACGUCAGGCGUCGAGAAGAGAACAUGAGGCAACUGUUGGACGUGGCGAACACGCUGACGCUGCAGGAGAUACACGACUUCGAGAUGAGAUACGGCAGCCCACAUCACAGUCGGUCCCAGUCGGUCAAGACCCCCGGCAGCCGUUCGUCGGGCAGGGCGAAUUAUCUCUGUCUUCCCCAGCAAAGGUCGAGGGUGGCGAGCAUGCCGAACACCGGCGUCGAGGAAGAGUACUACAGACUACGGCAUUUCAGCAUAACCGGUAAAGGGGUGGUGAACCGAGGUGACUCGUUAAAAAGUCGGAGAUCCCGAUCCAACAAUAGCGUCGCUUCGAGCAAUUCGAGGCGGUGCAGCACGGAACAUCUGACCGCUUCGUAUCCUGGCUCGGCGAGGAACUCCGCAGCCGGCUCGUUGGCCAGUUCUCGCGAGAGCAGCGCGUCUCAGGGACCAACGCCGUACCGCGUGCUCAUGCUCGGAGCUCCGGCCGUUGGCAAAAGCUCCCUCGUUUCCCAAUUCAUGACCUCCGAGUAUCUUCACGCUUACGACACAUCGAUCGACGACGAGUCGGGAGAGAAAACGGUCAGCGUGCUGUUGGCCGGCGAAGAAUCCGAGCUGACUUUUAUCGAUCAUUCUUGCGCCGAGAUGACGCCAGAGAAUUGCAUAGCCACGUACGAACCGCACGCUUACUGCGUCGUCUAUUCGACGACCGAUCGAGCCUCGGUACGAAUCGCCGAGGAAGUUUUGCAGACUCUAUGGCGGAGCGAUUACGUAUCGGCCAGAGCGGUGAUUCUAGUUGGGAACAAAGUCGACCUCGUUCGCAGUCGAUUGGUUUCGACCGAAGAAGGAAAGUCUAUGGCUACAUCGUACGAUUGCAAGUUCAUCGAGACGUCCGUUGGUAUCAAUCAUAACGUCGACGAACUUCUGGUCGGUUUGCUAACGCAGAUUCGUUUGAAGCUCGAGAACCCCGAACGAACGAGGGACCUCUUUCGAAAAAGAUCGCGAAAGAAUCGUAGUAAAUCGCCUUUAGGAUCUUGCUCUGAAAAUAAUUCGCCGAAAAAAUAUCGAGGUAGUCGUACAAGUACCAGCCUGAAGGUACGAAAUUUAUUAGGUAAAGUAUGGGCGAGGGACAGCAAGUCCAAGAGUUGCGAAAAUUUACACGUCCUUUAAUUUCUUUUACGACGACUAAAACACGACCCCCGUUGUUCUUCGAACUUUUACAAUUGUUAAUCGAGACCCCUACCCACCUGUCACCCCUUACGAUCCGUAUCGUCUUUUUUUCUCCUCCCCUAUAGAAACACUAAAAUCUUUCGGCAAUUCGGCAGAAAGCCGCGCGUUGCGCACCUUUUUUCUAUCCCCUGUCAACUGUCCCUACCCCUUUACCCAUUUUUCCCAAUUUUUUUCCCGGCGUCGUGAUGCAAUCGUUUUAUCGAUCUCUUUUCUCUUCGCAUGCUCGAUGUAUCGCCAUUCCAUUGUCUACGAUAUCUAACGCGAAUUACGUAAACCUUACGGAAUCUUGUUCUCCGAAAUCGUGUAGACCGAUGCGUAGCUACGUGUAACCGAUCUUCGGUUAUCAUCGAAUCUUACAAUUAGUAAGUGUAUAGUAGAUAAAGCGUAUCACUUGGACGUAGGUAUGCUGUAUUUCGUGCGCAAAUCUAACCACGCAGGAGUAACACUUAUUCGUAUCUUCCAACGUCGGUUCUAUCGUUAUCAGAGCAGAUCCGAUGCUUUGACGUUUGUCGAUAGUACAAACGUUUGUCGCCUUACUUGAUUCGUCGUCUACUCGGUCGACAAAGGUAACCAAAGCGAAGGAAACAAGAAAAUGUAGGAAGGAAGGAAGGAAGGAAGGAAGGAAGGAAGGAAGGGAAGAAAGAAAGGAAAAUAGGGGAUAAGUAGAAGAGAGGAAUGGGUAAAUACCGUAAAAUACAAUUGUUGCAAAUUUUGUUAAGAUUUAACGCGAAAUCGAAUUCUCGUGCAACGAAAUCGAUCUUUUUUAAACUCGCACAAAUAUAGGCAGGUGGUCGUUGAAAAAAAAAAAUUCCUAGGCAAUUUUGUUGCUCGCGUUUCGAGUAAGCGUGUUACUCGUCGAGCAAUUGUACCUCGGUCUCGAACGUUAUUUAAUGUAAUAAUUACCCGUCCAUCGAGCACGAGAAUGGUUCAACCAGCGAUCUUACAUCCCAAGGAACGAGUCGAGUUCGUUCGUAAACCGAUUCAUCGAAACGUAUCAUCGGCCAUUUUUUAUAAACGCGAAACGAUUGCGAUGCGAUUUUCUAACGCGCGAAUAAAACUUGUAAUCUCUUCUCUUCUGAAACAAACACACGCAUUACACCUACGCACACCUUGUUUCUCUCUUCUGACUUUGCUCUCGAUGCAUGCUCUCUUUUUCUCUCUUUUUCUCUCUUCCAACGAAAACCGUCUUCUGCUCUUCUCGUGAUCUCAUCACCGUCGAGGGCAGCGACGUUAAACGCGAAGAAAUAAAGAAGAAAAUCGAGAACCACCAGAGACAGGGCCACGUAAUUGAAAGGACCAAUUCGAUAGGGAAUAAAAUGCGCGUAAUGGAAGAAAAAGGGUAGAAGCGAUAGGAAAAAAAAACGUAAAAAUGAAAAAAAAAAAAAAAGAAAAAUAAGGUAAAAACGAUUCGCGUUCCGAGAAGAAAGUACGAUGUUCGGUACGAUGAUCAUCCGUCCAUCUAUGUAAACUUCUGACCAUCCUUCGUGAUCGAUAAUAAUCGACUUUAAUAAUGAAAGCUCCUCGAAGGUAAAGAGCUUUCCUCGAAGGAGCCGAACACCGUCUCUUUAAACGAAGUAGGCCUCGCUUCGAGAUUGAAAAUCUCGAUGAAAUUGCGAGGAAACGUGUACGGGGGAAUCUUUUUUCGGCGGUCAUCUCCUCGUUCAACGCGUCGUGCGUACCUACACGACCAGAGAGAUACACCGACGAAUACCCACAUUGCGGACCACAGCCUACCGAUUAGGCAAUUUUCUUCGAUCGAUGUUAUAUAUAAAUAUAAUAUAUAUACAAAUAUAUACACACACUAGUACAUAAUACACGCAUACGCGUAUAUACGUAUGUAUACACGUACAGACACACAAGUAAAACACACGUACCAUGUAUACACACAUAUUUAAUGUAUCCCUGUACCUGUGUGCGUAGUAAAACCGCGCCGAUUUUAUUGUCUUUUCUCGUUAGUACACGAAACAUCGUUGUUGGCAUAUUGAUCUUUGCUAUCGGAAAUGAUUUUCUAUUCGAUAUCGAAUCGCGACGCGGCAACAUGUUCCCAGUCCUUACGGAAUAUAGUUCAUGGUUUAUGAAUCACGAAUCACGAAUCAUUCUUUGUUUCUAUUUGUAUUUCUAUAUCUGUACGUAUGUCCAAUACAUCUGGAGAAAGUUAUCGUUUCAUCGAGGUUCUUUCAUCUCCUUUUGUAUACGUGUUUUUAACGACACACUAUACCCAUUGUCGCGUUCCUUUUAUUGUUCCCCUUGAAACCUUUUAUCACAGCUUAAUCUCGUUUUCUUUCCUUUUAUACCUGCAUUUUAAUAUCAAGCAUAACUCAGCGAUAGCGAGUAAAUAUUUCUUGGAAAAACAGAGUGUUGCAUAUGUAAUUGCAUCGAGUAGGAAAUCGAUUUCUAUUCAGCGUAUAAGAGAUACAAAAGGCAACGGUGUAAAAACGAUGAAAUAAAGACACGCCCUAUUCAAUUCA
Molecule: messenger RNA, 6857 nt
Organism: Osmia lignaria (orchard mason bee)
Lineage: Eukaryota; Metazoa; Arthropoda; Insecta; Hymenoptera; Megachilidae
Source: RefSeq, a predicted model, not a curated record